AUGGAACGCAUGUGGCGCAAAGUGAAUCACAGUCUGCGCAAUAGCAAAUCGCAGUCGCAGUCUCAACUGCAACAGCAGCAACAACAACAACCGCAGCAGCAACAACAACAACAGCAGCAACAACAACUGCAACAACAACAAUGUAAUGCUGCAACACCACAAUCCACCGACACCAUUAGCUCAGCAGGCGGCUUUGGUGAUGCACAACUUGUGGUUGCCGUGCAGAAUUUACAGGCGCCAUGUGCCGCCGCCGCCGCCGCCGCCGCUGGUGGCAGCAAUGCAACCGGUCGCCGCUUGGCCAGCAGCGGACUGCAACAACAAACUGCAACUGGCUCAAGUUGCCACAAAUCGCUGAGUCAACAUGUGCUGCAAACGCGUACCGCAUCCUCGGAGCGUCGACGUCGACGGCGACGCAAGAGUCGACCGCGUCGCAGCGGCGGCAUGGCCGGUGUGACCAGCUGUGUGGGCGAUAACGGUGGCGAUAAUAUGUCCUCCUCUGGCGGCUUUUACACACUGAAGGAGCACCAUCAGCACUAUAGACAUGGUCAUGGUCAUCAUGGAAGCGGCGGCGUCUCCAGUUCACAUCGUUUGUUUGCCACAUCGGCGCCCAGUGGCACCGUCAUGAUGUAUCCAAAUGCACAGCGUGCAACAGCAGCAAUGGCUGCCACGGGCACAAUGGGAGGUGGAACAGGUGGAGGAGCAGGCGGAGGUGGAGGAGGAGGAGGAGGUGGUGCAAGUGGUGGUGCUGGUGUUGCAGUGGCACCAACGCCACCGGACAUUUCGCUGAGGCAACGUGCGGUGGCAAAGUUGCGCAUGUUCAACUUUCAUCUAAACUGGGAUCUGCAUAUGACGCACUGCAAACCCUGCGGUCCACGUCUGAGUGGCAGCGGCAACAUCAUCACCCGUCGUCUGUGCCGCAAUCGUCGACGUGAAGACAAUGAGCUCUAUCGCUCCAAUAGCUUCAAGUUCGAGCGUUUCGAGCGCAAAGAAUGCCUCGAGGAGCUCUCCAACACUCUACAGAAGCAGAUUGCCAUCUGUGAUGAUUACAGCCUGCCUGUAGACUUUGUUAAGAAACGACCGUCCAGUUUCGAUCCCUGCCUGGCCGAGGCAAUACCAACAAAUCCGGAGCAUUGGAUAGCACCGAGUCCACAAACUGAAUUUCUGCCAUUUAACGAAGCCCAACAAGCGACACUGCAACAACAACAACAACAACAACAACAACAGCAAUCGACAACAGGCACAACAGCAGCAACAUCAGUUGCGCCACCGCCAGUUGCCCCUUUGGCCACAUUUCCCAGCCAAGCGGCAACAGCAGCAGCAAUUUUGGGCAGCAACAGCAACAACAACAACAGCAGCAACUGCAACAACACGCACAACAGCAACCAAUUGCAACUGCAUAGCAAUCACGUGCACAACAACAACACAUUGCCGGCAGCGCCGCAGCAACAGCAGCAGCAACAGCAACGUGCAACGCUGCAACAUCCACCGCUGCCCAACAGCAACAUUAAGCAGGCAUCCGUUAAGCUCAUCGAGGGUUAUUCCGAUCCAAAGGACACACGUAAACACGCCCAAACUAACCACAAAAAGGUCUACCACAAAAAAGCCAAACGUCGCACGGCGCCAACUCAUAAGCGACAGCAACAUCAGCAGCAGCAACAUCAGCAGCAGCAGCAGCAGCAACUGAAGCAGCAACAGCAACAACAACAGUUGCAGACGCUGCCAACGACACGCGCACAUCAUCAGCAGCAGCAGUUGCAACAGCAGCAGCAACAACAACAACAGCAGCAACAACAACGUCAUUCCACAUACAAUAAUAAUAACGGCAACCACAAAAAGGACAAGCGCAGCAGCCAUUACAAUUCAGAUUCCUCAGCUCCAAAAUCCUCGGACGAAGAGGCGGACAUAGACGAGGAGGUUGAACGCAUUGUGCCACCAGCUUUGCCACCGCCACCAGCAACAGGUGGCAACACUGGAGCCAGUGGAGCACAGGCUGUUGCAUUGCUCAACUCACCUGACAGCAUCUCGGAUGACCUUGUGCGUCCUCUGCCACCGCAGCUGCAGCGCAGUCCACGCAAACUGACUGUGGCACAAACCGAACACAGCAAGCGACAACCAUCGCCAUAUUAUUACUCGGAUCUACUCAAAAGUCGCGACAAGGAGGACAAGGAUAAAGAUAAGGAUAAGGAUAGGCAACAACAACAACAACAACAACGCACACUCGAUCGUGAGGCAAAGCAAAAGUGCCGUCAAUCCACAGCAAGUGAGCCACCACAACAGACACAACAACAGCAACAGAAACAACCACUUUUAGGUGGCUAUCGCAAGAGCAGCAGCUUGGAUGCGCCACAACAACAACAACAACCACAGCAGCAGCAACAACAACAGCAUCAAGGCGAGGAGGAGGAGGAGGAGGACAACGAAGAGGACGACGAGUGUGAGGGUGAAAUACUCGAUGAUAACAACGAUUUAACGGAGCAAUCGACACCAAAGCGAUACAGCUUCACCGAGGAGGGAGUGCGGAUCAUUCGCUGUGAGACGCCGAGCACGAGCACCUCGGAGGAAUCCGAUUGCAGCGAGUGCCUCAAGCGACGCGAGUGGCAUGCACGUGCCUUGGCACUAGUGCGCAAGACGUGCAACGUGCAACCGCGACAACAACAGUCGUUGCAACAGCAACAGUUGCCCAUUGGCAGCGGCGAGUUGCAGCUGCAGCUGCAACAUUGUGACGCCGGCGAGGGAGAAUUGCUCAAGUGUUGUCCACCAGCAAUUUCUGAAUUGAGGGAAGCUGCCGCAGUGGGCGUGGUGGGAGCAGAGGAUAUAGCCGCCUUGGGCUUGGGCUCGGGGUCAAUGCCGCCGCACCGACUGCUGGGCCCAGCAGCCGUGUGCGGAGCCUGCAUUCCCACCGCCGGCAAUAUUGGUGGUUUGAACACCAGCGAAUUGGAUGAGCUGGAGGAAUACUUUCGACCCAGGAGCAUCUUCUAUGUGCAUCCGCAUGGUGUGCACGAGUGCGUCGAGUGUGCGCCAACAGCAACAGCAGCAACAACAGCAGCAACAACAGCAGCAACAGCAAUCCAAGAAGAAGAAGAAGAGGAGGAGGAAGAGGCAGAGGCAGAGGCAGAGGAAGAGGAGGAACACGAUUCCGACAAUAUGGCAAGUCGACAACGCCGUCAAAUCUAUGAAACGGCCUUCGAUUGCAAGAUAGCCAAAUCGGAUGAUGAUCUGGAUGAAGUUGAUCGCAUCACCAAUCACUGUGUGUUGCUGCAACUGAGCAGCAGCAAUGGCAACACGGAGGCGCCACCACCGUCCAGUUUAAGCAAUGCCAAAGCCAAAUCGCGACUCGAAUGCAAGCGAGCCAAGAACAGCAAGAAUCAAGCAUUGCAGGAGCAACAUCAUCAUCAGCAGCAGCAGCAACAACUUGAUUCACCCGAUGGACAACAGGUGUUGCAGGUGCUGCAGGUGCAGGCAGAGCUCAGUCAGCUGCAGCUCAGUCAGGUGGAUCAACAGAAUCAGAAUCAGCAGCAACAAUUGCAAGCGCAGCAGCAGCAACAAUUGCAGCCACAGCAGCAGCAACAGCUGCAAACGACAAGUGUUGCUGCUGUGUCAACGCAACAAUUGCCCGCACGCGGUUACACCCCCUCGCCGCCCUCCACCGCACCGCUGCCCAUGAAAUUUCCGGGCAAACACGAGCGCUACAUGAACAGCAUUAAGAGUGCACCAAAUCUACCAGCAGCACAGCCGUCACAUCCACGUUUGAGGGAUCUGCGGCUGCCAUUGCAAUCGCUGCGACAGCAGCAACAGUUGCAGCUGCAGUGUGGCAACAGCAGCAAUGACAACAGUCUCACCGACAGCGCCUAUGUGAAUCCGCCCUCAACCAACUCCAAUUCAAAUAAUUCGGCAGCUGCCUCCGUAUCCGCAUCCGCUUCAGCAUCCGCAUCCGCUUCCGUCUCAGUCAGCGCAUCCGCAUCCGCAUCCGCAUCAGUUUCUGCCGCACGGCGACCGCGCAGCUUUGUGCUGGAAUCGGGACGCGUUUUGGAGCUGAGACGCAGCGGACAAACGCAUCAGCAGCAGCGACAACAACAGCAGCAACAUCAGCAGCAACAUCAGCAACAUCAUCAUCAUCACAGUCAUCAUCAUCAGGCUCAGCUGGCACAUGGUGUGGCAAGGCACACACGUGGCACACACAACUACAGCUCCACGGAGAGCAUUGCCACCUCCAGCAGCGGCGGCAGCAUGGAAUCUCUGCGCUCCAGCACCAGCGAAGGCAAUCGCAGCACCUCCAGCUCCGAGUCGCGUCACUCCAGCUCCCUCAGCUCCCACAGCUCCGAGAGUGGCAGCAACAGCAACAGUGGCAGCGGCAGCGCCAGCUCCAGUGUGGCAUACCCGUUGCGUGCCCCCGUGCUGCUGCACUCCAAGCUGCACAUACUCAGCCCCAUUUCGGACAAGUCCUCGCAGGAACCAGCUUCCGCUUCCGCGUCCGCUUCCGCGUCCGCCUCCGCCUCGGAGCAAUCACAGCAACCGAACGCUACGGCGACAGCGACCGCGACGGCGACGACGGCAGAGGAUGCUGCCACAGUGCCAGCUACAAGCGUAACAACAACAACUGCAAUUGGGGCACCCAACAAGACCUUGUUGCAUCUGGCGGAUGAAUUCCUCGGCUCGGACAGCGGCAUCUCGUUGCAUUCGCGUGAGGAUCACAAGCCGCCACUGUUGGCCUUGCAACGCCUCACGCUGCCCAAGUUGCAGCUGGGCAAUGGCCAUGAUGCCACAGCAGCAGCAACAGCAGCGGCAACAGCAGCUGCAACGGCAACAGGUAACGCCGGCUUGCCACAAGAGUUACGUGAUUUGCCGUUCGAUAUGCCCAAGCUGCGACGCCGCAAGACGCUGCAACAGGAGGCGGCAUGCACCUCGGGCAGUGCCACAUCCGUGGACCUGGGCGAUCUACCCUUCGACAUGCCCAAGCUGCGACGGCGACUGCGCGCCAAUCAAGCGGAAAUCAACAACCUCCUCAUGCACAGCACCGAAUCCAGCGGCAUCUCGCAGGCAUCCUCCAGCCACUCCAUGCGGGAGGAACAGAAGCUGGCCAGCAAGCUGGACACCGCUCUCUUCCGCCAGAAUCUCACCUUGAAUCUGAAUGAGCCGCGACAGGUGAGCAAACAGUUUGGCAGCCUCGAUUUGCGUGGAUUGAGCAGCCACAAGGAGUUGAAUAUGAAUCUGUGCCAGGGCUACGUCACGGCUGUCGAUCUCAUCGAUGUGACCAUACCACUCGAGCGUCAAGGUUGGUAUCACGGCGCCAUCACACGCAUUGAGGCGGAGACAACACUACGUCCAUUGGCCGAGGGAUCCUUCCUGGUGCGCAACUGUGAAUCCACGAAGCAGGAUUACUCCCUAUCGCUUAAGGGCGCCAAGGGAUUUAUGCAUAUGCGAAUCCAGCGCAACGAAUCUGGCCAAUACAUUUUGGGCCAAUUCAGUCGACCCUUCGAAACGGUGUCCGAUAUGAUACGACACUUUUGCCUGAAUCGAUUGCCGGUGCGAGGAGCGGAGCACAUGUGUCUGAUAGAGCCGGUUAUAGCGCAGUUGCUGUAGACGUGAUGUUAACUUUGUUAACAGAGCGCUUAACAGAGCUGUUAAUUACUCGCAGUACGAGUAAUUGAACAAAACAGAAUUCCACAUACAUAUUGAUAGCAUAUAAAGAGUACUACUUCAAUAUAAGUAUAUACACAACACGUACUUCUAUAUAGGAUAUAUACAGUAUAUAUAUAUAGUAUAUAUAUAUAUACUUAUGCACUAGUUAUAUGCUCUAGUCUUAAAUAAACUGUUUAAACUCUCAUCUUCCGUUCAACUCAAACUAAUUUAUGUUUUCAUCACACAACAAAACACAUACAGAGAGAAAGCUAGAGAUAGAGAUCGAGAGAGCGAAAGAGAGCGAGAGAGUGAAACACAAACUAUGUAGUUUAGAGUUAUAAAGAAGUACGUAGCACUUUCAGACAAUACCAGAUAACAGAAAUCGCAUAAACCAAAUAACAUAAUUACUAUACAUACGAGUACAUUACAUGAUAAACGAUAUACAUGUUAUAUAUAACAUACUAUACGAUCAUAUAGAUCAACAAUAUACAUAGGUAUAUAUAAAUAUAUAUAUACGAGCAAUGUGAGCACUUGAACAGUUGCUAGAGACGUACUACACGAUAUUCUAUAAAUGAUUUCGCAUGUUUACACGAUAAUUAGUACGCGAUAACUCGAAUCUACUUGUAGCGAUAUCACGCGAAUAUUCAAAUACUUACAAGGUCUAAAAAUACUACGUAGCACACACACAAACACACACACACACACACACACAGUUAAAGUCCCGUUUUUACCGUGAUACGGGCAUCUAACAGCACGUUUACACGACAUACAAUACACGAUACAAA
Drosophila innubila is the source of this 6404-nucleotide messenger RNA. RefSeq lists its product as uncharacterized. The record is from RefSeq and is a predicted model, not a curated record. NCBI's taxonomy places the organism in Eukaryota, Metazoa, Arthropoda, Insecta, Diptera, Drosophilidae. Bases 1 to 5580 code for a protein of 1859 amino acids. The transcript has 13 exons. Gene Ontology annotation, molecular function: phosphotyrosine residue binding.